CUGUCACCAGCUCGUCUCCAACUAGAGAAAUCGUCUUUGAGUUCAAUGAGUGGAGAGUGGACAUGAACUGAAAGACAGUCGUUCAAAGCGAGCAUUUUCGGCGUGAGGAACCCCUUUCAAAAAUAUUUCAGCUCGAGUCAUAACGAAGAUGCAACGAUGACUCAGCCGCAGCUGAAUGAGUUCAUUCCUCCUCCGGAGUGCCCCGUUUUUGAGCCCAGCUGGGAGGAAUUUGCCGACCCUUUUGCGUACAUCAACAAAAUACGACCAAUUGCAGAGAAAACUGGCAUCUGCAAGAUCCGACCGCCGCCGGACUGGCAGCCACCAUUUGCCUGUGAUGUUGACAGACUGAAAUUCACACCACGAAUACAAAGGCUCAAUGAACUGGAGGCUCAGACCAGAGUUAAGCUCAACUUCCUGGAUCAAAUAGCAAAAUUCUGGGAGCUCCAAGGCUGCACUCUGAAAAUUCCUCAUGUGGAAAGAAAGAUUUUAGAUCUAUAUCAACUGAAUAAGUUGGUGAAUGAAGAGGGAGGCUUCGAUGCAGUCUGCAGAGAGCGGCGCUGGACUAAGAUAUCCGUCAAGAUGGGCUUUGCUCCAGGCAAAGCUAUUGGCUCUCAUCUGCGGGCACACUAUGAGCGGAUCCUCUACCCAUAUAACCUCUUCCAGACUGGAGCCAAUCUGCCCAAGGCCACCUUGACCAAUGAUACUAAAGAUAAGGAGUACACCCCUCAUGACCUGCCACAGCGGCAGUCUGUCCAGCCCCAGGAGACCUGCAGCAUUGCUCGCCGAGCUAAACGGAUGAGAUCUGAAAGAGGCUGUGUCAAAAGUGAACGUGGAGAAGUUUGUGAGAAUCGGCCCAAUUUGAGGAGGAGAAUGGGAACGUAUGUUGCCAAACCAGAACCUGUGAGAAUGGCAGUGACUGAAGUGAAAAAGGAGCCCAUUGAACACGAGGAUCUAAGAAAAUAUGAAGAAAAUGUAUUUAAUAAUAUAAGCAAACCUCUGGUGAAUAAAGUGGACCAGUAUAUGUGCCUGGUAUGUGGCAGUGGAAGCGCUGAGGACCGGCUACUAUUAUGUGAUGGCUGUGACGACAGCUAUCACAUCUUCUGUCUGAUCCCUCCCCUCCAUGAUGUUCCCAAAGGCGACUGGAGAUGCCCCAAAUGCCUGGCUCAGGAAUGUGGCAAACCUCCUGUUGCGUUUGGCUUUGAACAGGCAGCCAGGAGCUACACCCUCCAAGCUUUUGGAGACAUGGCAGACUCCUUUAAAUCUGAUUAUUUCAACAUGCCAGUUCAUAUGGUUCCCACUGAGCUGGUGGAGAAGGAGUUCUGGCGUCUAGUCAGCACAAUCGAAGAGGAUGUCACUGUGGAGUACGGGGCUGAUAUCGCCUCCAAGGAGUUUGGGAGUGGUUUCCCUGUGACAAAUGGCCAUUUUGAAGUCUCUCCUGAGGAUGAGCAUUACCUGAGCAGCGGCUGGAACUUGAACAACAUGCCGGUGCUCGAUGCCUCAGUGCUGACUCACAUUACAGCCGACAUCUGUGGGAUGAAGUUACCGUGGCUGUAUGUGGGCAUGUGCUUCUCCUCCUUCUGCUGGCAUAUUGAGGACCACUGGAGCUACUCUAUCAACUAUCUACACUGGGGGGAGCCAAAGACGUGGUAUGGGGCUCCUGGCUAUGCUGCAGAGCACCUCGAGUCAGUCAUGAAGAAAUUGGCUCCUGAGCUGUUCGAGUCCCAGCCAGACCUCCUUCACCAGCUGGUCACCAUCAUGAACCCAAACACACUGAUGAACAACGGCGUCCCGAUCUAUCGCACCAACCAGUGUGCAGGAGAAUUUGUCAUCACUUUCCCCAGAGCUUACCACAGUGGAUUCAACCAGGGUUUCAACUUUGCUGAAGCUGUCAACUUCUGCACCAUGGACUGGAUGCCCAUUGGUCGUAACUGUGUGACGCACUAUCGCCAGCUGAGCAGAUACUGUGUCUUCUCCCAUGAUGAGAUGAUUUGUAACAUGGCCCUUAAAGCAGACAUGAUGGAUGUCGACCUGGCGUCAGCAGUGCAGAAGGAGAUGACCAUUAUGAUCGACGAGGAGAAAGGACUACGAGAGAAGAUUAACAAAAUGGGUGUGGUGCAGUCUCGACAAGUUGAUUACGAGGUGCUCCCAGAUGAGGAGCGGCAGUGCUGCAAGUGUCGGACCACCUGCUACCUGUCUGGUGUCACCUGUGCCUGCAGUCCUGACAAGAUGGUUUGCCUGUACCACGCCCAGGACCUCUGCUCCUGUCCUCAUAGCAACCUAACACUCCAUUACAAGUUUGCACUGGAUGAGCUGUACCCCGUCAUGGCAUCAGUGAAGCUGCGUGCAGAGUCCUAUAAAAACUGGGUUUCCAGUGUUCAGGACAUUGUGGAGAACAAAGGAAACAAAAAAAGAGGUUUGGAGGAGCUUCACAGUCUAAUGGAGCAAGCAGAAACAAAGGCGUUCCCUCAGACCAGCCUUCUGGAUCAGCUGCGUACAGUCACAUUAGAGGCUGAUAAAGUGGCUGUGAUGGCACAGCAGCUUCUCAAUGGGAAGAGACAGACGAGGUACCGUUCUGGAGGAGGAAAAUCUCAAAGCCAGAAUGAACUGACGGUGGAGGAGCUGAGGUCCUUUGUCCAACAGUUAGACAAUCUGCCGUGUAACGUCAGACAGGCUCCUUUGCUCAAGGACCUGUUGACCCGGGUCGAUGACUUCCAGCAGCGCAGUGAACGUCUCCUCUCUGAUGAGUCACCCAGUCCGCUGGAGCUGCAGGACCUGCUGGAUGUGAGUCUGGGCCUGGACGUGGAGUUGCCACAGCUGCCUCUACUGAGGGAGAGACUGGAGCAGGCUCGCUGGCUGGAGGCCGUGCAGCAAGCCAGCAGCCGGCCGGACAGCCUCUGUCUGGACACCAUGAGAAGGCUGAUAGACCAGGGUGUGGGCCUGGCUCCUCACAGCUCCGUGGAGAGAGCUAUGGCUCGUCUGCAGGAGCUGCUGACGGUGUCGGAGCAGUGGGAGGAGAGAGUGCUCAGCCUCAUGGAGGCCAGGCCCUAUCACAGCAUAGAAACACUUGACGCUGCCCUACAAGAAGUAGAAAACAUCCCUGCUUAUCUGCCCAACUGUUUGCAGCUGAAGGACGUCAUCAGCAAGGCCAAGAAAUGGCUUCAUGAAGCUGAAACACUCCAGCUUGGGGGACGUAUUCCUGUCCUGGACAGCCUAUCUGAGCUGGUUCUCAGAGCAGAGGGCAUGCCAGUGAGGCUCGACCCUCUGAGUCGACUGGAGGCCCUCGUCAGUGACGUUCAGAGCUGGAAGGAAAGCGCAGCAAAGACAUUCCUACUGAAAAACUCUCCUUUCUCUCUCCUCGAGGUCCUCUGCCCAAGAUGUGAUGUAGGUUCCGGGCACCAAAAGUCAAGAUAUAAAAAAGUGAAAGAAGCUUCGCAGGUCAAUAGAAAAGCAUCAAUAAAACUGGACUCUGUAUGUGACGUUGAAAGAGCUCUCUCUGACAGCAGGGACUCUGCCUCUGCUAUGACCGCUCUUGCAGAGGUCCGACAGAGAGAGAUGGAGAUCUUACUGGCUCUGAGGGCUUCAAAUGAGUCCAAGCUUCUUCCUGCUGAAAACUGUUGUGCACUUAAUGUUUGUGUUUGCCAAAAGGCCCCUUCGGGUGCCAUGGUGCAGUGUGAGCUCUGUCGAGACGUUUUCCACUGCGGCUGUGUCACGACAACCACAGACAUCGAGUAUGGCCAAGCCUGGCUUUGCCCGCUUUGCCAGCGGUCGAGGAAACCUCCUCUGGACAAGGUCCUGCCGCUGCUGGCUUCGCUGCAGAGGAUUCGGGUUCGCCUGCCAGAAGGAGACGCUCUGCGCUUCCUCAUUGAGAGGACGGUUCGGUGGCAGCACAAAGUUCAGCAGGCCUGCACAGAGGGAGUGCUGGAGAAGGUGUCUGAGAUGGGGAGAGUCGGACCCAGAAUGUCUUCAUGUCUGACUCAGGAAAUAAAUGGUUCAUCGUUUUAUACAGAGCAUCACUCUAUUCCACUCCAAGGACUCGAUCCUGAGCUGGAGGAGCUGAUGGUGGAGGGAUUCCUGCUGCAGGUCACUCUGCCUGAGACCGAGCAGCUGUACAGAUACCUGCUGUACAAACUGGCCCCCCUGCCCUCACGUAGCACCCCCAGCCCAGAGCAGGACCAGCAGUCUCCAAGAGCGAGCCCCUACCACCACAAGAACGGAGUGUCCAGUCUGAAAAAGGAGGCAGUGAACGGUCAGAGCAAAAGGACGAAGCGGCGCAAGGAAAGCUCUGACUCUCAGCACAGCGAGAAGGCCAAGAAGUGUCGCAAGAAGAAGCCCAAGAAAAGCAAAGAAAGCAGUGAAGAGUCGAAGAGAAAUUGCUCUCCUUCACACACAGUGUCUGAUCCUGCUCUUUCAGAUUCAGAAGAGGACUAUUCACUGUGUGCAGCACCGUGGUGCAGAGAGCCAGAGGGUGACGAGGUAAACUGGGUCCAAUGUGACGGCAGCUGCAAUCAGUGGUUCCACCAGAUCUGCGUUGGACUGUCUGCUGAGCGAGCAGAGAAGGAGGACUAUAUUUGCAUAAGCUGCACACAGCCAGACUAUGACAGAGGAGAAUGAAGACCAAAAAGUGAUGUUGAAGGAUCAGCAGUUGUUUUUUUUUUUGUUUUUUUUGUUAACAAGCCGCGGCACUUAAGUGCACACCUGAACUCUGUGUGUCCUGUGGCUUCUCCCCUUUUACCUUCUGGCUUGCUCUCAGUGAACAUGGUGCUAUUUCCUUUUUUCCCCAGAGUUACUAAAGACUUCUGUCACUGUUUUGUCACAUGGCUGGUUUUUCAGCCUAUCAACUAAUCCUUUCUGAAACUUUCCAAGACUUGAUGCAGAUGUGGUAAAAUGUUUCAAGAACCAACAGCGCAGGGAUUUUUCAACCAAAAAAAUGUCAAUUUGACAUUUUGGAACAGUUUUUUUUCUUUUACAUGCAUCUGAACAAUGUGAAACUUUUCUUUCUCUUGUAGAGUAAAUAUUAUUUAUCUAAGCAAUAGCUGAACAGAUUAAUUGAGGUUCAGUUUUCACCUGAGCUAUAUUUGUGCAUAGAAAUACUUUGAUAAAUGCCUUCCUGAAGCAAAAACCCUGGAGAAUUCACAUUAAGAAUCCUGUGAUUACACAGUUCACUUAACGUUUGUGUACACUGCGAAACAGAAAGGGAUCAAUGAUCCAAAUUGUGCAACUGUUUGCACCUGAUAAUUUGCUCACAUCCCUUAAAAAUCACUGACUUUGAUAUGAAGUCAGGUUUCCCGUUUGCGCUGUCUGCAGAAGAAAACAAAAGUCCUGGAUCCUUUGUUCCUGGCGUUGGGCGAGACUUGAUUAUGCUCACAAACUGAGAAUGAACUGUCCGACAUUCAAGGAAUGUACAUUUUAUUUUAGGGUGGAUUUUCCCUUUAUGGUUGAGGUAAAAUAUUUUGUUGGACUUAGAUUUAACACAGACUGUGUGAUUUAUUUGCCACGGGUAUAUGACCUUUUUUCCUGCUCCUUUGAGUAAAUAAUAUAAUUCAUAUGUUGCAGUUUGCAUUAUAAAAAUAAAAUGUUUGUUCCCAUACAA
Messenger RNA from Amphiprion ocellaris (clown anemonefish), 5590 nucleotides. It is a transcript of the gene kdm5ba, whose product is annotated as lysine (K)-specific demethylase 5Ba. Gene Ontology annotation, cellular component: nucleus. Gene Ontology annotation, molecular function: DNA binding; histone demethylase activity. The transcript is spliced from 27 exons. Gene Ontology annotation, biological process: chromatin remodeling. The record is from RefSeq and is a predicted model, not a curated record. Bases 157 to 4611 code for a protein of 1484 amino acids. Lineage: Eukaryota; Metazoa; Chordata; Actinopteri; Pomacentridae.